Colletotrichum scovillei is the source of this 2058-nucleotide messenger RNA. RefSeq names its product Sodium:neurotransmitter symporter family protein. The transcript has 4 exons. Gene Ontology annotation, cellular component: membrane. The record is from RefSeq and is a predicted model, not a curated record. The coding region runs from base 1 to 2058 and encodes 685 amino acids. Lineage: Eukaryota; Fungi; Ascomycota; Sordariomycetes; Glomerellales; Glomerellaceae. Gene Ontology annotation, biological process: sodium ion transmembrane transport.
AUGGACGUGCUCAAGAAAAUCGGAGGAUGGUUUGCUCCUCCGCCGAACAAAGCGGAAGACGGCCGUGAUGCGUGGCCUUCAAGGGCCUCCUUUCUUCUGGCCUCCAUGGGUGGCUGUGCCGGAAUGGGCAAUCUCCUUCGGUACCCAUCCCAGGUGUACAACAAUCAUGGCCUGCAGUGGUACAUCCCAUACCUGAUGGCCGUUUUCAUCGUUGCCAUCCCGGCCUACCGUGGUGGUAGUGUUGUGGCCUACGCGAAUGUCAACCAGAGACUGAAGGGGUUGGGACUAUCGUUGAUCUACGUUGGCUUUGUUGUCACACCAUACUUCGUCGUCAACUUGGCGUGGAUUAUGAGCUACUUCCGACAUUCCUUCACCAGCCCAUUACCAUGGACCAACGAGCCCGAUUACUUCUUCAACCGAAAAGUCGUUGCCAACGUUGACCCAAUCGAGGGCAAUCUAACGGCAGAUGGUACCAGCGUUUUGAAUUACACCGAGUAUCCCGGUACUGCCCUAUUGGGAGAGACGACCGGAUGGGCAGCCUUCACCUUCUUUCUCAUGUAUAUCUCCAUUUUCCGCGGCGUGGGACUUACUGGGCGAGUCGUGUACUUUACGAUGGGCCUGCCUAUUGUUGUCACCAUUGUCCUAAUUGGUAGGUCUGUAUCGCUUGAGAAUGCGGGUGAAGGUGUGAAGCUCUACUUCGCGACGUGGAGAGGCGACCAACUCGCAAGAGGUCAGGUCUGGCAGACAGCUUGUGGUCAGGUACGAACGCCCUUAUCUACCCGUUUUAUGUUGAACUUCGAGACUCUUCGCAGGGUCUUCUUCAGCACUGGAGUAGGAUUCGGCUACUUCACGUCAUAUGCCUCAUAUAACCGACAGUAUUCCAACGCAGUCAUGGAUUCAAUCUUGAUCGUCUGCAGCAAUGUGCUCUUUGAGAACAUCGCCGCAUUUGCCGUCUUCGGUGUCGUCGGGUACCUUGGCAUGCGACCGGACCCAGAGAACCCCAUCGGAGGCUUCAGCGUUGGCUUCCUCACUUUACCUCAGGCAGUGGCCGAAAUGCCCGGUGCCAAUUUCUGGGCUGUAGCAUUGUUUUUCACACUCAUGGUCCUCGGCUACAGCUCAGCAUUCGCCAUGUUGGACGCCAUCGUUACCCUGGUUAUGGACACGGGAAUCAAGGCUAGCAGGCCCAUAGUUGUCACGACUCUUACGAUUAUGUCCUUCCUUCUAUGCCUUCCAUACUGCACGGAGUUCGGCUAUUACCUGCUUACUGGCAUUGACCGGUGGACGAACGAUGUUGCAUUAGUCUUUGUUGUCUUUGCCGAAUGCAUUUCAUCAACAAGUGUUUACCGUUGCAAAGAUGUUAUCGGACAAGUUGGCAAGCCAGCUUUUGUCAUCUAUAACACAUGCUACAUCCUAGCUAUGGUCCUGGGAGUGGCCAUUGCCCACGCUGUGCACCCAGGAGCUGGAGCUGGUGUUGGGUUCGGUAUCUUCAUCGGCGGAAGUAUCGCCUCAAGUUUCAUUGGGAAAAUCCCUGACUCCAUCCCGCCAAGGUUCUGGGGAAAGAACGCAUUCAUCAGCAAGUUCUGGUAUCUGGCCUUCUACUCUGGAAAUCAACUUCGGAGAGAUCUCAACGUAGUCAUCGGCAGCGGAAAGAACUGGAACAUUCCGACAUUCUGGCCUGUAUUACUUCGCUACAUUUCAGGGCCGAUCUUGGCCAUCGUCUACGGCUUUUCAUACCCAUCAUUUUAUGAACUCCGCUAUGAUCCAUUGCAUAUCCUAGGCUUUGCUGUCGGCCACGUCGCUUUGAUCUUGAUUUUGGCCGGCUUCAUAGUGCCGCGCUGGUUCAACGUCUUUAUCCCAGCGCAUCGUCGGAACGAAGGCAAGAUGGCUUACGCCCCAAACGUCACCAUCGGUGCAGACGAGGCUCAAGCUAUCGCCGCUGGGACAAUGGAGCAAGGAAACUCGCAGACUCACUCGCAUUCGGACGAGGGUGUUGGCCGAAAGGAGUCACCUACCAAUGACGGCCUCAUUACAGAGGAGGAACAGAAGACCGCAUUAUAG